GCCAGAUUCAGGAUUUCCUUACGUGGCAUGAUCUCCGUGAUCGAUGCCGCUGUAUAACGCCGCGAGAUCCUGGUUUCACUCGGUAUUACCUAUUUAUCCAAGGGUAUAAUCGGAAACAAAAAAGUGGUUAAAGAAUAACAGAGUGGAAAGACGCACUUCUUUCUUUUCUUGCAAUCGAGUCCAAAACAGGAAGCUUUAAGAGAAUAAUGCCUCCGAAAAUUGUCUUUGUUGCAUCUGGUUUGUUGGUGAAGAAGUUUGAUUUCUGAUUUAUGUUUGUCAUCUGUACUGAUGGAGCAUGUUUUUGGAUUUUCUGCAUCUUGGGAUGGUUGCUUCUGCCUUUUGAGGUGAAUUUGGAGCUUUCUGCUGGGAUUCGAAGGGCAUAACAAGUUUUGCAGAAUGAAGGGUAAUGGUAGGCGUGUAAGAUGGAAUGAGGAAAACCUGGGAGAAAUUGAAGCAAAUAAACCUGUAAGGCAGAAAAUUACUGAACCCAAGACACCAUAUCACCCCAUGAUUGAGGAUGAUGGGUCUUUAUCUCCUGUACAUCGUAGCUUCAAUGAUUGUAUUGGUGAUUCCAUGGAUGCCGAGGAAUUAUCCAAUGCUUUGAAUGAUGUAGCAUCCUCAAGUGGAAAAACUACAGGACAAUCUGGUGGCUGGACAUCAUCUGAAGAUGAGGCUGACCCUGUGGAACGUGAAGAUGAAGGUGCUUCUUUUAACCACUGCUUUUUAGUUGGCUAUUCCAUAUCAAUAUAAUAAUUAUGAUUUCCUAUUUUCCUUCCUUUACUUAUGAUAGCCCUUUCUGAUGACUUCUUUAUCUCUUUGCUCCUAGUAUCCUUCUUGAUAUCAUAAGUGUCAGUAUUAGCUGCUUUAGAGGAGAGUAAUGUUUGAGAAAAAUGAACCUUUUAGAAGUGUGCUAGGCAUGCAGCUUUUAUGCAUGAGGGUUACACUCUAGUUUUGAAUUUUUUUAUGUAUCAGAAAGAUUCCAAGAAUUGUCAAAGUUCCAUGAUAUUUACCUUGUAUUUGUUUGUUGGAAGACGAGAAAUGUCAAAUAU
This is a messenger RNA of Rubroshorea leprosula, 1049 nucleotides long. Lineage: Eukaryota; Viridiplantae; Streptophyta; Magnoliopsida; Malvales; Dipterocarpaceae. The record is from the annotation of a GenBank genome assembly.